Messenger RNA from Plasmopara halstedii, 1386 nucleotides. Its product is annotated as dnaj heat shock n-terminal domain-containing protein. Bases 1 to 1386 code for a protein of 461 amino acids. The transcript has a single exon. Gene Ontology annotation, molecular function: clathrin binding. The record is from RefSeq and is a predicted model, not a curated record. Lineage: Eukaryota; Oomycota; Peronosporomycetes; Peronosporales; Peronosporaceae. Gene Ontology annotation, biological process: clathrin-dependent endocytosis; clathrin coat disassembly. Gene Ontology annotation, cellular component: intracellular membrane-bounded organelle; cytoplasm; vesicle.
AUGGACAGCGGAGUAUGGGUUUUCUAUUACGUGCAAGGUGAGGAAGGGGAAGAACGAGCUCAUCCUAACGCUUUUCGCUUAACGGGUGUCGCCCCAAACACCGACGUGACGCUUGCUGAUGUACUACGCUGUUUUCCUCUUCGCAAUCCGACCGCUUUUCACUUUCGCUUUCGACUGAACAAUAGUAAAGGCAACAUGUUUUACUGGCUAGACGUCACUCAUAGUCAACAAAAGGUCCCAUUAGCAAGCGGUCGUGUCAUUUGCAAGCUCCUGCGCUUAGAGCGACCUCAGAAACACGGUCUUGUCUUUCGACGCCGCCCAGUGCUUAAGUGGUCAUCAAAGCGCCAGGGAAGCUCUAGUGUCUUAGGUGAUAGUGCUAGUAGUGUGCAAUCAUCUAAGGCUGUGCAGCCAUUGAGUGAAAGCAAUGAGUUCUACCAGCCGUCCUCGCCAGCGUUUGACCAUGGACGACCAGCUAAAUACUCGGAUCGGACUCUUAAUGGAGCAGAAACUCAACAUAGUAACUCAUCCAGUCGGUCUUCGUCUGUAUCUGGAGAAAAAAAGGUUUCUAGAACAGGACUGGGGUCUUCAUCGACGGCACCGGGUAAUUUAGAAGAUUUUUUGUCAGGCGGUCAGCAAUCGCCCCGCGGCUCUACAGCUGCCCCAAUGCCUUCGCCGCAGAAAAAGGAUGUAAAUCUCAUGAGCGACAGUGGCUGGAACGACACACCGGUGACUGCUGCAUCGGACUUUUUGAGCUCGAUGGACCCGUUGGCCGCUCGUACAAAGCAACCUGCUCAAUCUUCACCGUCAAAGAGUGUGCAGGUAGAUCCACCCAAGUUUGAUGAUGACAAUGGACAAACUGUUGGACCAGUGACAAUGGCAGAGAUGGAGGCACAUUCGAAGUCAACGGCCGAUGGUUCGAAUGUGUAUAACCCGAACUUAGUAGACAAGUCAACAAAGAGCGACAAAGUUCGUCGUGCAAUGGAAGAGCGGGAACGACAAGUUCAGCGAGAUGUGGAGCGGGCACGGGAUGAUUUGCGUAAACGAGAAGAAGCGGUGCGCAACAUGGCUAUCAUGAAAGAUAAUGCUAAUACGGUACUAGGUCCAAGGUUAAAAGCUUGGGGAGAGGAUAAUGGUCGCGUUAAGAACAUUCGUACGUUGCUGUCCACUAUGCAUCAAGUUAUGUGGGAAGACUGCAAGUGGACUGAAGUAAACAUGGGCAAGCUCAUUCAACCAAACGACGUUAAGAAACACUAUCGAAAAGCCAUGAUCGUCGUGCAUCCAGAUAAAGCAGGUGGACGCAACGCCGACCAAUUGUUGAUAGCGGAGCGCGUGUUCGCAGCUCUUAAUACUGCUUGGGAAGACUUUCAGAAGACGAAUCCAUGCUAG